AAAGGCCAAUGUAGAGAAAAGAAGAAAGAGGAUUUCAUCCAAAUUGUCUCUUUCAUAUUUUCCAACCUUUCUUCUCUUCUCUCCAUUCCUUAUCCUUUGGAACUUGGAAGGACUAUAUUUUCCUAUGCAAUCCAAAAUUAUAUAUCUGUGGAUAAGAUUUUCAAUAUAACAAAUUGUCUCAACUCAUUUAUUCUCUGAUAGUAUAAGAAACCAACAAGUUGCAGUAGUACCGCAUGCAAAUAAAUCUCUCGGAUAAAGGAAAUUACAUGGAUGAUUUUGGAAAAGAAAAGCGAAACUGUGAAACAUAUCACAAGAAGUCGGGCAUGAGGACCCUUAUCAGAAAAGAGUGGCUGCAUGCAUCACCAAUCAAGGAAAAAGAUCUAGACGAUAAGAUGCCACUGCGACCAACACCUGAAUCUGUCCUCUGCACCUUUUGUGUGAAUGGUAAUAGCUGUAGAACUGUUCGCUCAAGAACAAAACUGAUGAACACUGUUUUAGAAAGAGGGAGGCCCAAAGAAGCCGAGCUGAUCUUUGAUAGUUUGAUUAAAGGAGGGCAUAAACCAUCUCUAAUUACAUACACUACCCUCUUAGCGGCCUUGACAGCCCAGAAGCGUUUCAAUCACAUCCAUUCCAUUAUAUCUGAAGUGCAAGAAAAUGGUAUGAAUCCAGAUCCAGUUUUCUUCAAUGCUGUUGUUAAUGCUUUUUCUGAAUCUGGAAACAUGGAGGAAGCAAUGAAAGCCUUCUUACAGAUGAUGGAGAGUGGGAUAAAGCCUGCAAUCAGCACUUUUAACACUUUGAUCAAAGGGUAUGGAAUUGCUGGAAAGCCUGAAGAAUCUAUAAAGAUAAUGGAGUUAAUGUCGCAGGAAGUUAAUGUGAAACCAAAUCUGAGGACAUACAAUGUACUUGUUAAAGCAUGGUGUAACAAAAAGAAUUUUGCUGAUGCAUGGAAUACGGUGGAUAAGAUGAUAGCUUGUGGUUUACGACCGGAUGUUAUCACUUACAAUACGAUAGCAGCAGCUUAUAGUCAAAAUCAUCAAACUGAAAAGGCGGAAAGAGUGAUUUUAGAAAUGCAAAGGAACAAUGUGCACCCUAACGAAAGGACUUGUGGCAUCAUUAUAUCUGGAUACUGUAAAGAAGGUAAAAUAAAGGACGCCUUGAGGUUUGUGUACAAGAUGAAGGAUCUUGGAAUACAUCCUAACCUUGUCAUUUUCAAUUCACUGAUCAAAGGCUUCCUUGACAUGUCAGACGGAGACAGCGUUGAUGAGGUUCUUACAUUAAUGGAAGAGUUCUGCGUCAAACCUGAUGUCAUUACUUUCAGCACCAUCAUGAAUGCCUGGGGUGCUGCAGGAUAUAUGGCUAAGUGCAGGGAGGUCUUCGAUGACAUGGUCGAAGCUGGCAUUCAGCCUGAUGUCCACGCGUAUAGCAUUUUGGCCAAGGGUUACGUUCGUGCAAUGGAACCAGAAAAAGCAGAAGAAGUCCUGAAUACCAUGGUUAAAUCUGGGAACCUUCCAAAUGUUGUGAUUUUCACUACUGUAAUUAGUGGAUGGUGCACUGCUGGUAGAAUGGAUUGUGCAAUGAGGAUCUUCGAGAGGAUGUGUGAGUGUGGGAUAUCUCCUAAUCUGAAAGCUUUUGAAACUCUGAUAUGGGGUUAUGCAGAAAAUAAAAAGCCUCGGGAAGCGCAAGAGGUAAUCCAAAUCAUGGAAAAAUUCAACAUUCAACCAGAGGAAAGCACUUAUAUGCUUGUUGCAGAAGCCUGUCGUGGUGUCGGAUUAGCUGAGGCAGCAAAUGGAGUGGCUAACUCAGUUGAAAAGCAAAACUUGACUAGUAAAUUUGAUAUGGAAGGCGAGACAGAAGUGGAGAACUUGGAAAAAGUCUACCAGAAGGAUGCUCUCCAUCACUUUUAUCCCAAAUUGUUGCAGAUUCCCAAUGAACUAAUUAAUGAACCAAAGGGAUCAGUAAGUGCAGCCAAAAGAAGUCGUAUGGUGCUAAGGGAAGCUGAAUUUUCAUCUGAUACUUUGUCUGCUGCGACAAGAUCAUUGCAUAUUAGCUGUAAACUUGGAAUGCGGGCUCCUGUUGUUUGCCAGAGACAAUUUCAAGUGCAGCUUUGUGCAUCUGGUCAGGUUGGACACUCAUCUACAGUUGUUUUCUUGAACUGAAGAGAAAAAAGUGGUUGUGAUUAGUGCACCUGAAUGCAGCUGGAUGUGAAAGUAAUGUGAUUAGAGUCUUGUACAUAUAAAGAGUGACUUCAAAUUGCUGCUCUCUCCAACUACAUCUGUAUCCGCAGGUUGUGUAAAGCUUUACUGAUCAUUUAAAUCAAAUUUCUCCUUCAUUGUAUCUGCAUACUGUGCAGCUUCAGUUGGGUAUAUGCAAAGCCCACUUUGUAAAUGCACUGGUCUGAUCCUCAGUACUUUUACCUCUAUGAAUGAUUCAAUGUAACUGGCAACUUUAUGUAGUUUGAAGCUUUGCUGAAAAAUAUGGCUUUAAUUUUC
Messenger RNA from Nicotiana tabacum (common tobacco), 2489 nucleotides. RefSeq lists its product as uncharacterized. The record is from RefSeq and is a predicted model, not a curated record. Gene Ontology annotation, molecular function: protein binding. NCBI's taxonomy places the organism in Eukaryota, Viridiplantae, Streptophyta, Magnoliopsida, Solanales, Solanaceae.